UAUUUAUUCCAAUACUUAUCUCGCCCCAUUCGCCACAAAAGCCUACCCGAAUAUCUGUAUCUCUAGUCUCUCUACUUCUCAAGGUUCUGCAAUGAAGGGAGGUAAAUCCAAAGCCAACCUCGAUAACAAGCUCGCCGUGAAGAAAGGUAAGAUGGAUAAGAAGAAACCGAAGGCUGCCAAGGAUCCAAACAAGCCGAAGAGACCUCCCACUGCCUUCUUCGUUUUCAUGGAGGAGUUCCGCAAGACGUUCAAGGAGAAUAAUCCAGGGAACAAAUCCGUAUCCGUUGUCGGUAAAGCGGGAGGAGUCGAAUGGAAAAAUAUGUCUGAAAAAGAUAAAGCUCCAUACAAAGCAAAAGCAGAUAAAAGGAAGCGGGAAUACGAGAAGACCAUGGAGGCCUACAAUAACAAAGAGACUGUUGCCCCGGUGGAAGAAGAUGAAUCUGAUAAGUCAAAGUCUGAAAUAAACGACAACAAUGAAGAUGAUGACAGUGUUGAGGCAGGAGGGCAGUUUAGAGGAGGAGGCUUAAGAAAUGCGUUGGAAGGAAUUGUCGUUGUCUCACUCGCGGCCGUAUAUCUAUGAUCAUCUAUCUAUAUACUGCACUAGGAAUAUUUUGUAGACCCGUUUCAGUCUGCAUGAACAAAAUGCUUAUGCAUUCUCCUUUUGCUUUCCCCGUAGAAUUAUUUUUACUUACACCGAGUACAAAAAAACGCUUAUGUACUUUUGACUUUCUUUUCCCCGUACUUUUACGCUUAUAGUGUCAUUCUUAUCAAGUACUAUGAACAUUCUAGGCCCCUAGGCCUAGAAGGGGGUAAAUGCUUACUUCCCCUUGUGAAUUCUGAUGAUAGCUUUAGUUUUUACAAAGAAUAGAAUGCUUUUCCUCAUUUGAGCACAAACUUGCCUUACUAAUGUAAUACGUAUAUUUUAAGAUACAAAUUGGCAUUUAACAUUUUUAGGUGAAAAAAAUGUGACUAAUGCUUC
Cuscuta europaea is the source of this 979-nucleotide messenger RNA. The record is from the annotation of a GenBank genome assembly. Lineage: Eukaryota; Viridiplantae; Streptophyta; Magnoliopsida; Solanales; Convolvulaceae.